UUGUAUGGCGAGCCGCCGUAUUGAUGGAGGAGACGCGCGUCCCCAUCUAUCCGCGGGACGGGACGGACCGCCGCUCCUCGUCGCUCUCCUCCCCGUAGCUGCCUCUGCCUGAACUCCCUCGUCGCUACCCGUCUGAGUCGUAGCACCACCACAACCCCAAGGCAGGCCACGGAGUUCUAUAUAAACGCGCGCGCCAAAAGCCCAGCUCAUCACACCACACGUCGCCCCGGCCGCCGCCACACGAAGCAGGCACGCACGGCAAUGGCGGUGCAGGGCGAGGAGGAGACGGCGGCGAAGCAGGCGGCGCCGGGCGGCGGCGGCAGGACGGCGAGGGGCCACCCGCUGCUGCGCGGGUGGCGGCGCGAGAGGUACACGCACGGCAUGCACCCGGCGCAGAUGGAGGCGCUCCGCGCCAUGUGCGGCGCGCUCAUCCCCUCGCUGCCCGCGGACGGCGGCCACGGCCGCGGGGACCCGCCCGGCGGCAAGGACCUCGAGCGCUUCUACCGCGCCUCCGCCGCCGACUCCACCAUCCCCGACGAGGUUGCGGAGCUGAUGGUGACGCGGUGCAUCCGGGAGGCGGUGGCGCUGGCGUGGGUGGUGCUGUGGGUGCUGAGCACGCGAGUGGGCACGCUGCUGCUGUGCGGCCGCCUGUGCGUCGCCGGCGGCUUCCCCUACGUCCGCAGGUUCGCCGACAUGCCGCCGGAGCGGCGGGAGGCGGCGCUGCAGCGGUGGAACCGGGUGCGCUGGCUCUUCCCGCUCCGGAUCGCCUUCGCCAUCGUCAAGAUCCUCUGCCACUACGUCUUCUACACCAUGGUGAACGAGAACUCUGAGAACCCGCACUGGAAAGCAAUUGGGUACAGCGUGCAAGAGCCACGGGACGAUCAGGCGGAGGCGGCGCCGUCGCCAUCCCGGCCUCUCGACGCCGGCGUCGUGGAGACCAGGCUGCUGAACGACAACGCGCUGCUCAGGUCGCUCGUGGGCAGGGGCCUCACGGUGAAGCCGGCCGCGUCGGACGCGAACCACCACGUCGUGCAAUGCGACGCCGUCAUCGUCGGGUCAGGCUGCGGCGGCGGCGUGGCAGCGGCCGUGCUCGCGUCCGCGGGGUACAAGGUGGUGGUCGUCGAGAAGGGCGACUACUUCACCGCCGCGGACUACAGCUCGAUCGAGGGCCCGUCCAUGGAGCGCCUCUUCGAGCGGGGCGGCAUCUUCUGCACCUCCAAUAUGACCACGAUGAUCUUCACGGGCGCCACGGUCGGCGGCGGCUCGGCGGUGAACUGGUCCGCCAGUAUCCGCACGCCGAGGGAGGUGACGCAGGAGUGGGCGCGCGAGCACGGGCUCCCGGUGUUCGCGAGCCCCGGGUACGUGCAGGCCAUGGACGCGGUGUGCGACCGGCUCUCGGUGACCGACGCGUGCCGCGAGGAAGGGUUCCAGAACAAGGUUGUCCGCCGCGGUUGCGAGGCGCUCGGGCUGCGCGCCGACGCCGUGCCGCGCAACUCGUCGGAGGGACACUUCUGCGGGAGCUGCAACUUCGGCUGCCCCACCGGCGACAAGCGCGGCACGGACACGACGUGGCUCGUGGACGCCGUCGCGCGCGGCGCGGUCAUCCUGACCGGCUGCAAGGCCGAGCAUUUCGUGUUCGAGAAAAACAGCGGCCGGCCGCGGGGCAAGAAGUGCGUGGGCCUGGUGGCGACGUGCGCGAGCGACGGCGUCACCAAGAAUCUGCGCAUCGAGGCCAAGGUCUCGAUCGCGGCGUGCGGGGCGCUGAUGACGCCGCCGCUGCUGCGCAACAGCGGGCUCAAGAACCGGCACAUCGGCCGCAACCUCCACCUCCACCCGGUGUCCAUGGCGUGGGGCUACUUCCCGGAGAGCAGGCAGGACCCUCAGCCAGGGGCGGGCCCAAAGGGUAUUCAUGGUUGCUGGGCCCGCCACUGCCCUCAGCUCGCCGGCAAGUGCUACGAGGGCGGCAUCAUCACCAGCAUGCACCGCGUCACGGAGCGCACCAUCAUCGAGACGCCGGCGCUGGGUCCCGGCGCCUUCGCCGCCAUGGUCCCCUGGGAGUCCGGCCGCGACAUGAAGGAGCGGAUGCGCCGGUACUCCCGCACCGCGCACGCGUUCGCGCUGGUCCGCGACCGCGGCGCCGGGUUCGUGGACGGCGAGGGCCUCGUGCGCUUCACCCCGAGCCGCGAGGACGUGGACGAGCUCCGCAACGGCCUCCGCCGCGCGCUGCGCAUCCUGGUGGCCGCGGGCGCCGCCGAAGUCGGCACCCACCGCAGCGACGGGCAAAGGCUGCGGUGCAAGGGCCUCCGCGACGAGGACCUGGAGGCGUUCCUGGACGAGGUGACCGUCGACAAGGGGCCCAUGCACUCGCGGGCCGACAAGUGGGCGCUCCACUGCUCGGCGCACCAGAUGGGCAGCUGCCGGAUGGGGUCCAGCCCCCGGGACGGCGCCGUGGACGGCCGCGGCGAGAGCUGGGAGGCGGAGGGGCUGUACGUGUGCGACGGCAGCCUGCUGCCCACGGCGGUGGGCGUGAACCCCAUGAUCACCAUCCAGUCCACCGCGUACUGCCUCUCCAAGGGCAUCGCCGAGACCCUGGCGCAGGGCGAGAAACAGUAGCCGGCCUGCGUCAAUGCGCGUGUGGACUGUGGAGCAUAGAUGCGUGCGCAUGCUAAUCGAGUGUGCAGACUAUACUACUCUCCAUUUGUGCAAAUGGUUCACGACUGGUGGUUGGCUUACACAGCCUAAAAUUUAAGAUGAGCCGGAUACAAAAGAUUAUAUCCUAAUAAAAACGCAUGGUUAUAAAACAUUUGUACUGGAUUAUAUUAUGUAAUUCGUGACACAAUGAACUAGAAUAUUUAGAAAAAGGAAAAAUGCAA
Molecule: messenger RNA, 2873 nt
Organism: Panicum virgatum (switchgrass)
Lineage: Eukaryota; Viridiplantae; Streptophyta; Magnoliopsida; Poales; Poaceae
Product: long-chain-alcohol oxidase FAO1-like
Exons: 4
Coding region: 262-2613 (783 amino acids)
Molecular function (GO): long-chain-alcohol oxidase activity; flavin adenine dinucleotide binding
Source: RefSeq, a predicted model, not a curated record